This is a messenger RNA of Synchytrium microbalum, 1911 nucleotides long. RefSeq lists its product as uncharacterized. The transcript is spliced from 5 exons. The record is from RefSeq and is a predicted model, not a curated record. Bases 1 to 1911 code for a protein of 636 amino acids. Gene Ontology annotation, molecular function: peptidyl-prolyl cis-trans isomerase activity; protein binding. Lineage: Eukaryota; Fungi; Chytridiomycota; Chytridiomycetes; Synchytriales; Synchytriaceae.
AUGGAUAUCAGCUCGCUCUUGAACUCUGUCGUUCCAAUGGAUUUGGACGGCGUGGUAAAUCCUGCUCCCACCAUGGACAUUGACGAGCCUACUGAAGAGAUACACGCUGCAACAACACACCCAGUACACAAACCUGCUUCAAGCCACGUCGUGAUUGAGAAUAGUCUGGACGAUGACGAACAAGAUAAAACAGCAGGAGACGCAUUCAUGAACCCAGGCCCAGAUGAAUUCUCAUCUAUUGCGGAUCUUCCAAAGCCUGAACUCGAAGUACUAGACAAGAUCAUGAAUGUAACUAUCGACGGAGGAGUCACGAAAAAGAUUACCAGUCUUGGAUCUGGUUGGGCUAAACCUGGUAGAGGGGAUGAGGUGCAUGUAUUGUAUGUUGGGCGGUUGGCUGGGACGUCUGAGGUGUUUGACUCGAAUCAGGAUGUGAAUAGCCCGUUUACCUUUCAGCUGGGUCAAGGGAUGGUGAUAAAAGGCUGGGAUGAAGGCAUCAAAACAAUGAAAAAGGGAGAAAAGGCAAUUCUUUGCAUAUCUCCUGAUUAUGGCUAUGGAAGUAAAGGUGCUGGACCAAAGAUACCGCCCAACUCUACUCUCGAAUUCGAAGUGACGCUUAUAAAUUGGAAGAGUGUGAAUAGCUUGUCUGAUGAUGGCAAGGUAGUGCUGAAAAUGCUCAAGACUGAUCCUGCUGGAUGGCAGACACCGAAAAGUGGUUGGGAAGUUGUUGUCAGCUACACUGGGCGUAUAGAAGGACAAGACGAACCCUUCAUUCAAGUUCCUGACUUCACAUUCAUAAUUGACUCAAAAGACGCACAUACACCACCAUACUUUAGCGAAGCAAUCAAAAAAAUGAAGAAGGGCGAAGUCGGUCAACUCAUCAUCACCAUCACAUCUGGCCACGACUCUACGAAAUCCCAUCCUUUAACAGACCCGAAAAUCGGCAUUCUCAAAUCCACAACCGAAUACGAAAUAGAAUUGUUACGAUGGCAUGAAGUAGAAGUGCUCGAAUCGGUAAUAAGUAAAAAAACUCUGAAAGACGGGGAGGGCUGGGACAGGCCGAAGAGUCGCUAUCGAGUUAAAGUGCAAGUAACUGGUGCUGCCAUGCAGAACAAGGCAAGCAACCAAUUCAUGAAAGUGGAUGAUUGGUUUGUUCUGGGGUCUGGAGCACUACCUGAAGCAGUCGAAAUAGCACUUGAAAAAAUGAAGAAGGGGGAAUCAGCAGUCAUUAAAGCACCCGCUGAUUACGGGUUUGGGAAUACAUUGACGAAACAGUAUGGAUUGCUUCAGGAGCACGACGAGCUGGUGUUUGAUAUCGUUUUGGAAGAUUGGGAAAAGAAGAAGGAUUCAUGGGAUAUGAGUCGGGAGGAGAAGCUGGAGGAUGCUCAGUCUUGUAGAUUGAUGGGCAAUGAUUUGUUCAAGGAGGGAAAAAUACGGUCUGCGAUUAAGCAGUAUGAUCAGGUCGUGACGUAUCUCGGGACGCUAACAAGCUCAACGCCGGAAGAGAAACAACAAGUCGAUACGCUACUAUUACCAGCCUACCUAAAUCUCUGCGCUUGUCAUCUGAAAGCAAGUGGAGGACAAGCAAACGUUUUCGAGACAGCUAAUAAAGCUGUCACACUAUGUCCAACAUCCGCCAAAGCUCUGUACCGAAGAGCGCAAUCAUUCUCAUCAAUAGGCGAAUACGAAAAGGCUCUGGACGAUAUAAAACAAGCCGUGAAGCUUGAGCCCAAAGAUGCUGCUCUACGUACAGAGUAUACCCGAAUCUCGGAAUUGUUAAAGGAGCAUCGUGAGAAUCAAAAAAAAUUGUUUAAGAGGAUGUUUGGAAAGGAGAAUUCUGUUGCUAGUGCUGCUGAUACUACGGCAUCGUCGCAUAUGGCUGUUAGUGAGUCGGAUGCUGCAGCGGCAAGAUGA